Megalopta genalis is the source of this 5421-nucleotide messenger RNA. RefSeq lists its product as uncharacterized. Gene Ontology annotation, cellular component: nucleus. Gene Ontology annotation, biological process: protein phosphorylation; intracellular signal transduction; positive regulation of apoptotic process. NCBI's taxonomy places the organism in Eukaryota, Metazoa, Arthropoda, Insecta, Hymenoptera, Halictidae. The record is from RefSeq and is a predicted model, not a curated record. Gene Ontology annotation, molecular function: protein serine/threonine kinase activity; ATP binding.
ACACGAUUGUGUAAACCAACAGAAUUGAAGAAAACACACCGGGAAUCGAUGCAUGUCGUAUCGAGCGAAGAGUACGGAACGGACUCAGGAUACAUUUUCAACGACCAAAAUGCAAUAACUGAAUAAACUAACAGCACAAAUGACAAACACUCGUGUCUCAACAUAUACUUUCGACAAUACGACAAUACUUUCGACAAUAUUGCAGAUCCGCGGACGUUACCAAAACCGAAGGAAAUAUUACAAUUUCCUCUAAACAAGCAGGUGUUCUAAUACUUUUGUAAGAGGGGAGGGAUAUAGGCCCGAUGCACCGGCUGCAGCGCGCGGUGCAGCGGGGCGGUCGUGCAUCUAUGCCGCGAUCGCGGCGCGUUCUCGACCGCAUACCACCUACGUCCGAGAUGCAGCGGUGUUCGGCGUGCACCACCACCACCACCGCGGUAAACACCGCUAAAACCAGCUAUGGCAGCUAUGGCAGCAGCAGGAGCAACAGCAGCAGCAGCAGCAACAACGACGAUCGUGCUCGCCUCGUGUCCACUCUCGAGGAGAGAAGGAGUGGGACAGGCGACACGAGAGCGAGAUCGGCAAGAGGAGAACACGGCGCGACGCUGCUCCGCGGCUGGCGGAGGCGAGAGAGGUCGGAGGGACGAGCGAGAGCAAAGUGGACACCGUGGAGAAAACGAGACGAACGGUAGUCUAUGGUCCAGCGACUCCGCGGCAAGAAAGAAAAGAGGAGCGCGAGUUGAAACGGAGCCGAAGCCGGAGCCGGAGCGUGUGGUCUCUCGUGGCCAGUUUCAGUCGCGGCACCCGACCGUCAGGCUCGCGGGGACCUCUUCGAAAGAGCGAACGGCGACCGCCUCGAGAUGCGAACAUCGUCGCCCGCAUUUUCGCACGAGCGGACCGAACCGAGCAGCGACGCGUCGUCCCUCCGACCGACGAGCUUCUGACGAGCCACGCUACUUUCGCUGAGGAUCCCGAGUCGGCCGUCGAGGAACGGCCGCGAUCGAUCGGUUGCUGCGAUCCUGAAAGAAAUCUGCGCGAAAGUCAGCGAGAAACCUGCGGGAGAUCUGCUGGGACCGUCCGCCGAUGCCCUCGGACUUGCUCGCUCCGAUGUGACCGGUCGCGAUCGCUGACAGCCACUCGAACGGACCCACGGCCGCUCGGAUAGAGCCGACCAUGAUCUACCAGCCGAACCACCAGACGCCGACGAUGUCGUCCGCGAGGAAAACCUCGCCGCGACCCCAGCGACGGAGCCUGCAGGCCUCGUCGGGCAAGUGCGUGAACGCGAAGGCGAAGCGCGGGAGCGACAGGACCGGGAACGAGGAUCGGUGCAGGGGCCGGUGCAGGGUGCAGUGGAGCGAGAAGCACGUGAAGGAGGGCCUGGUGCUCGUGCAGGAGACCCAGCUCGCCAGGGUGGUGAAGACGGGCCCCAUUUCGGAGCACUACGAGAUCGACCCGAAGCCGUUCGCAAACGGACAAUGGGCGAAAGUGUACCGGUGCAGGUCGCGAUCGACCGGCAUCCUCUACGCAGCGAAAUACUCGUCCAGGAGCAGAUUCAACGCGGACUGCAGCGCCGAAUUGAGGCACGAGAUCGCCCUGCUGUCGCUCUGCUCGCAGUCGCCGCGGGUCGUUCGAUUGCACGACGUCUACGAGACGCCCAAGGAGAUCAUCCUGGUGAUGGAAUACGCUCCAGGUGGCGAUCUGCAGACGCUCAUCGACGGCGAUUUGGUGCCCCUCGAAGGUGACGUGGUGCACUUUGUCAGACAGCUAGUAGAAGGACUUGCCUACCUCCACGAGAGAAAUAUUGCCCAUUUGGACAUCAAGCCGCAAAAUUUAGUGAUGAUGGGCAGCUUCCCGGAGUGCGAGGUGAAGCUCUGCGACUUCGAGAUCUCGAGGGUGGUCUUGGAGGGGACGGAGGUUCGCGAGAUCCUCGGGACGCCGGAUUACGUGGCGCCCGAGAUCCUCCACUACGAGCCGAUCACGUUGGCGGCCGAUAUGUGGUCCCUGGGCGUGACGACCUACGUUCUCCUGACGGGAUUCUCUCCUUUCGGCGGUGAAACCGAUCAGGAAACCUUUCAGAACAUAUCGCUGGGCGAGGUGGACUUCCCGCAGGAGCUGUUCGGCGAUAUUUCGGCGCAGGCCAAGGAUUUCGUCGCGAAGCUGCUGGUGCUGGACCCAAGUGCACGGAUGACGGCGAAACAAUGCCUGCGUCACGACUGGUUGCGCGGCGCACCCACACAAGCGUCGCCCCACCUGAGACGAUACCUGUCGAAAUCGAGGGAGAUCCUGCUGGAGCGGGUUGUCAGCCGCGAGAAUCUGCGGCGAGCGGCGCUUUUGAGCCAGGCGAGCAGCCAAGCGAAUCUGUCGUCGAGCGACGGGCACGAGCCGAAUCAUUGCGACCAGAGCUUGCAGGACUGUCUGCUGAGUCAAAGCGAGAUGUGCCUGAGUCACCGGCUGACCGGAAGCCGAUCUAGUCUCGAGGGUAGCGAAGGUUUCCCGAGCCCGGCGGAGUCGCGGACCAGCUUGAACUCCUCCAGGACCAAUUUGAGCUGCGCCAGUCAGAGCUGCCUGCUGAACAAAGAGCAGACGCAAGGCUUGCUGAGUCGCGCUCAGAGCCGGUCGCAGGCGAAUCUGAAUCACGGGCCGAGUCGAGGACUCCUGUCACGAAUACGAAGCCUGAAUCGAAUCCAAUCGCAGGCGUGUUUGCUGAACGGAAACCCCUCGGCAGCCUCGAGCUCGUUGCAAACGCGAAUGAUAAUCAACCCGGUGAUCAGCCAUUCCCGCGAGAAGCUGUACGGGCUCAGAUCGUUGUCCAAGUCCCAAGGGGUCUUGGAUAUAUACAGAAGCCUCGAGUGUCUCAGACGUAGACGGAAGAGCUACCAGCGCGCCAAGACCGAGGAUAUGCUGCCGAUUUUUAAGCGUCUCGGCGCCGAGAUCGACGCGUCGAACUCGUCGAACGUUUCGGACGCGUCGAUCGUGACCGCCUGCGACAAGAACGAUAUCCUAGACUUGACCGAACCGAGGACGCUUCCCGACGACAACGAAUGCAACAACGUGACCGAGCCGGAGCCGUCGGACGCGACCGUUGCCACGACCGAUAUCAUCGUCGCCGGUGCUGCGAGCGACGAUAAUAUCAAAGCGAUCGAGAACGACGCGGCAAACGCCAAAAACGAACCGAACGAGUCCGAGGAGAACUUCGACUCUCUGAAGUCCAUCGAGUCGGACACGCUGACCGAGGACUCCGACGAGAGCCCCGCGAAUCGUAAACCGGAACCGAAUCUGAUAGCCGGCAGACAUCCCUGCCAACGUCAGCACUCGGACGCCUCGAGCCAUUCGAACAAUUCCGCGACUUCGGACGACAAAGAGGACCGAUCGACCGAGUCCGAGACCGAGGAGCCGAAGUACACGGUGGCGCAGCUCGUUUCCGCGUUCAACAAGCACCAAGAGGUGGCCUCGAAGUCCAGCUUGGAAGCGAUCAUGACCGAGAAGAGAAUCAACGAGGUCACGUUCCCGACCGGUACGAAAGCUCUGAGGCUGUUUAUCCCGGACAUCGACAUCACGGAGACGAAGAUCGUGCGGCGAAAGACGAGCUACAAGCCGCGGAAGAAUUGGGAGGAGCUGAGGAAGAAGGACGAGAAGAACGAGGGCCUGCUGAAGAGGUUCGACCGCGACUCGGGGAACGAGGACGACGAGGACGACGAGGAGAACGACGAGGCCGCGGAGAAGACGAACGACAAGGCGAGCACGACCGUUUCCGGGGAAGGAGGCAGCGACGAGAAGAAACCGAUCGGCCGAGUGACGAUAGAGAACAGCGAAAAGGAGGACGCCGCGCCGAAACAAUGGCCGAUCUUGCCGCCGAUCGAGAUCAACGGCGACUCUAUCUUCACGGAGAACAUGGACGUUCGCGACAACGUGGACACAAGGAUCGACGAGAAGUACAAGCGGUGUGUGAAAGGUGCGCAAAUGAACGCGAGCGCGACCGCUUUCGCGGACCGGCCGAACCUCGGGCCCGCGGCUUGUCAGAAGGAAAGACUGCCGAAUUACAUAUUCUCGGAAAUAACGUGCCACGGCAGAGACGCGCCUCGGAACGCGGCCACGAAGAAGGCGACGUUCGUGAUCUCGAACGGGAAGCACGGCCGAAAAGCGCCGCUCGAGAAGGAUCGGUCGAGGCCGGCGUACAACGCGGAGUGCGCGAACGUGAACCUGAAGGACAUCCUGCAGAGAGUGGACAGUUCUCAAUACACGCCGAGGGAGAACCUGGAGAACUUGCGGAAGAGGACGUCGAUCGCCAAGAUAAUCGUGAACGACAACUUGAGCUGCGAGAGUCAAGAAUCGCCGCCGUCCGGGAACUCUUCUCGGGCACGGAGCGAGCCGCCGACGAGCUUGUAUCGCAAAGAGGAGAACAGCAAGACGAAGCUGGACGCGCCGGCCUCUAUCGUCAGGUCCUGUUCCAUGUCGAGCGACAGCAGCUGCCAGACACCUUGCAGUGUGCAGUCGGAGGUGACCGGGUCCUCGUGGGAGGAGGCGCAGCCGGUUCCUUCGGAGAAGGAGGACACCGCCGGCAAGCUGCGGAAGAGGAACGACGCGAGAACGUCGAACGAGGGACGGGGCAAGCAGACCGCGGAGGACAAGCGGCUCUGGGGCCGGGUUUGCACGGGGUCUUACAGCAGAGCCAUGGAGAAGUUCAGCAAGAACAACGACGCGAACAGAACUGCGAAGUCCGUCGGCCAAGCGAACGGUGCCCAGCCGAGCGAGAAGACCAGAAGGAAAAGCAGCCCCGCCAUGCCGCAAUGCAUCAGCCCGUAGACGCAGAAUUGUCCUGCAACGAAGACUGAACAUAGAGUUUGUGCCCGGCAUCCCAUAAUCGAGCAAAUCUUUGUCGUUCCGCGGGCGUCUCGAGGGACCGCGAGACCGGGAACAAGAUAAUCCGAGAGAACGAGAUAGCUAUGAAAAUGGCAGCGGAACGGAUCGCGCUCGAAGGCAACGAUACAAUUAUGAGAAAGAACGAGGGAUACCGGUAGAGUCGCCGAUUCCUUUACGAGGAUAAUUGGAACGUGAUUCAUUCGGAGGAAACUGCGAGCCGGACGAACGCGUGUCCGUUGCGUAAACGCGCGCGCUCGCGCUUGGUUUUUCAUUGCGAAAAAGACACUUUCUAUCCCGUUGUAACGAGACACUGUGCUAACCGUAAUCGACCGACGAGGACCGAGAACACGCGACGACGAGCCUCGCGUUCGGGAGAAUUGCUCACCCGCGAGAUUAUCUUCUUACGAUACAACCUUGCCUAUACUAAUUCUUAUCGCUCUAUCGCUGUCCGGCAUACAUGUAACGAGGAAAGAUUUAAUUGCAUUACUCCGUAGAACGUAGGACCCCUGGUUCAAACUUUUGUAUCGAGGAUAUCUGAAUAAAAACUGAUUCUCGUUGACCAUC